This is a messenger RNA of Geodia barretti, 921 nucleotides long. Lineage: Eukaryota; Metazoa; Porifera; Demospongiae; Tetractinellida; Geodiidae. The record is from the annotation of a GenBank genome assembly.
AUGAGGCAGGAGGCACAGAAAGUUAUUGUCGGACAGACAGAACUCUUUGAGCUUGUGGUGGUCAGUCUGUUUUCAGGCGGACAUGUAUUGUUAGAAGGUGUCCCUGGGACCGCGAAAACACUUAUCGCCAAGACGUUAGCGAUGGUAGUUUCCGGGGAAUUCAGUCGUGUACAGUUUACGCCAGACCUGAUGCCGUCAGAUAUUGUUGGUACCAGCGUCUAUGAUUUGACGACGAACCAAUUUAAUCUAAAGCGCGGUCCCGUUUUCACGAAUGUAUUGCUCGCUGACGAGAUCAACCGCGCGCCUGCUAAGACGCAAUCUGCACUCUUAGAAUGUAUGGAGGAGCGGCAGGUGAGCAUUGACGGUGUCCGUCAUGUGUUAUCGCCACCGUUUAUGAUAGUAGCGACACAAAACCCUAUUGAAUAUGAAGGCACCUACCCGCUCCCGGAGGCGCAACUUGACCGAUUUCUGUUCAAAUUACGUGUCGAUUACCCCGCUGCCGAGGUAGAAACACAGAUUUUGAUGAACUAUCACCAGGGGUUCAACGCCACCCAAUUGGAAGCAGUAGGGAUCGAAAGUGUGAUUGAUAGCGCGUCGCUUCAGGAGUGUCAGAAAGAAAUCCAAACGGUGACCGUAGAGGAUUCGAUCUUCAAUUAUAUUGUCGGUUUAGCGGAGGCAUCGCGUAAUUCUGAUGAGUUAGUGUUGGGCGGUAGCCCGCGCGCUUCGAUCGCACUCUUAUUGGCGAGCAAAACCUACGCUGCGCUUCAGGGACGAGACUAUAUCCUGCCUGAUGAUGUUAAAUUAUUGGCACCGCAUGUCUAUCGUCAUCGCAUCCUGCUGAAACCGGAUGCCGAAAUUGAAGGAUUAACGCCAGACGAUGUAAUUGAUCGGCUCCUCGCAGAGGCAGAAAUUCCGCGUUAG